Messenger RNA from Zasmidium cellare ATCC 36951, 1047 nucleotides. Its product is annotated as glycoside hydrolase family 16 protein. The transcript has 4 exons. Gene Ontology annotation, molecular function: hydrolase activity, hydrolyzing O-glycosyl compounds. NCBI's taxonomy places the organism in Eukaryota, Fungi, Ascomycota, Dothideomycetes, Mycosphaerellales, Mycosphaerellaceae. The record is from RefSeq and is a predicted model, not a curated record. Gene Ontology annotation, biological process: glucan catabolic process. Bases 1 to 1047 code for a protein of 348 amino acids.
AUGGCUAGCCUUCCUGUCUGGCUGCUUUCAAUUCCAAUUUGCUGCUUACCGCCCGGGAAUGCAAAUGUGUAUGCCGUCCGCAAUGGCGGGUGGGCUCUGGAAUGUGCAGGUAGCGGAGCACCAGGGGCAGCACCGUACGAGCUGGUGGACGACUAUCAACCUGGCAACUUCUUGGACAAGUUCAACUUUUACAGCUCCUACGAUCCCACCUAUGGACACGUCCAGUAUGUCAACGAGACCGUGGCCACCGCAAAUGGCUAUGCCGCCAUAUCGAGUCGAGGAACAUUCGUCUUGAAGCCAGACACAACCAACGCCUGGCCCAAUGGGGGCCUGGGAAUACCGAGCGUGAGGAUCAUCAGUGACAACACUUAUUAUCAUGGCCUGUUCGUCAUGGACAUGGUGCACAUGCCUACGGGAUGUGGAACUUGGCCUGCGUAUUGGCUUCUGGGGCCUGAAUGGCCUUCCAAGGGCGAGAUUGAUAUCAUCGAGGGCGUCCACACCGACAUGUACAACACGAUAUCAAUGCACACCAGCGAUAACUGCACAAUCGCAGGUAGCACUCAGUCGGGUACUCUGAAGCAAAACAACUGCUACGCUGGUGUCAACGGGAAUUCUGGAUGCGGCUCGCUUCUGGACAACAACGCCGCCCUGCCCAACAACUACGGAGCGGGCUUCAACCAAAAUCAGGGUGGUGUUUAUGUAACCGAGUGGACUUCUGAAUUCGUCAAGCACUGGUGGUUUCCUCGAGGCAGCAUUCCCAGCAGCAUCACAAAUGGCGCACCUGAUAUUUCGCAAUUCGGUAUUCCAGCGGUCAACCAGCAAGGCGCUUGCGACAUCGACACGAAGUUCCGCAAUAUGAGCGUUAUCAUCAAUAUCGAUUUUUGUGGAGCGUGGGCUGGAAAUGUCUACCGUCAAUACACCAACUGCCCACAGAAUCCCAAUCCAUCGGUGGACUCCUUGAACUCUUGUGUCGACUACGUUGGCACGAAUCCCGAUUCGCUCAAGCAGGCCUAUUUUGAGAUCAACUCUCUGAGAGUGUUGUCGUGA